Molecule: messenger RNA, 825 nt
Organism: Orbilia oligospora ATCC 24927
Lineage: Eukaryota; Fungi; Ascomycota; Orbiliomycetes; Orbiliales; Orbiliaceae
Exons: 2
Coding region: 1-825 (274 amino acids)
Molecular function (GO): FMN binding
Source: RefSeq, a predicted model, not a curated record
AUGGCGUCGGCCAAUCCCUGGAAGCAAGCAUUCAAUGCUCACGUUCAGACAUUGGCAUGUCCAACAUUCGCUUUUGCUACGGCUACAGCGCCGCAGACAGGGGGUAUAGCAGCUCCCCAUGUCAGGACUCUCGCCUUCCGGGGCUUCUAUGCUGAGCUCCCGUUCAACAAGUACAAUCCCGUGUCGAGUAACACAGGAUUCAAAUCAGACCUGAUAGCGUUCACGACAGACAAAAGAACGGAGAAGUUUAGAGACCUCGGCGGGGUUGAGGGAGUUGCGGCUUCUUCUCUACCGACGAUUACCAAUAUUGUUGAAGCCUGCUUUUGGGUACCGUCUGACCAAAAUCCGGCGGUUGGCAAGCAAUGGAGAAUACGAGGCAGAUGUUUUGUGUUACCAAGAGAUUUGGAUACAGAAGAUAAAGGAGUUAAGGAGACCAAAAAAUGGCUGAUAGAAAAAAUAUCAAGAAACGGUGGGGGUGAUGGGAGCGACUUCGACUUUGCAAAAGAAUACAAGGCGCAUUUUGGAAAUUUAUCACCGGUACUCCGGGGUUCUUUCAGGAAUCCGUUGCCCGGCACUCCAAAGGAACUUGGUGAUGGUGGUUUGGCGCCCAAAAGGCCGAUUGGGGAUGACCAAUUGGAUGAAGCGGUUGCACUAUCACAUUUCCGGGUCGCCGUUAUCGAGCCGACGCGAAUUGAGUACCUAGAUUUGGAAGGGCGAACUAAGACGGCUUGGGUACCAGUUGGAGGCGAUGCCGAGAAGGACGAGCAGCUGGAAAACCUCGGAAAGGUAGAUGGUGCGUGGAGGGAAGUAGAGCUUUGGACUUGA